AUGGCUCCCAAGGCCGCCAUGCCUAAGGCUCCGGCGGCGCCGACGCGCAGCACGCCGCCCCCUGAAGCUCCCGAGGAGCCCGGGGACGACUACGACAUGCCCGUGAUCGUCAAAGUGCGACCCGACGACCAGCUGGAUUUGAGCCCAGAGGAGCUGGAGAAGGAAGUUCCCCCGCGCGUGCUGUACCCGCUCAACCCCAGGGCGCCGCACAACACGACCCAGUACUCCUUCAAAGAGAAGUGCUUCAAGACGGAUGAACAGGUAGAUCAGAUUGUCAUGCACUUCAGCAUGGAUGGUGGCAUUCUCUUGAAAGACAGCCCCGAAGCUCAAGAUCAAGAUGAGGUUCUCGACAAGAAGCAGCAGGAACAGACGGAAAGAGAGAGCCAAGAGGCCAUCGAUGAAGACUUCGACCCUCCAGAGAAUGACAAGGAGAUUCCAAAGAAGAACCCUCUCCGCAACCAGUUCAACUUCAGCGAGCGGGCUGCCCAAACGAAGAACCACUUGCUGCGGGAGCGUGCUUGGACAACCCAGCCGCCCCCCACAACGCGAAACUACGGUACCGUCACGCAGUGGGAAAUCUUUGACAAGUACAUGGCGGACAUCGAGUUGGCGAAGGAGAAAGAGAAAGAAGAAAAGAGCAAGUCGAAGCUCUCCUAUGAUGACCUCGCUGAUCAGAAGAAGAAGAAGGGCGAGACAGAUCCCACCUACUCAGAGAACAUGAAGCUUUCCAUCAAGAUCAUGGAGCGCAUGGUCAACCAGAAUGCAGAGAAUGAAGUCUACCACGACUUCAAGUUCUGGGAGGAUCGAAGUGACGAGUUCCGCGACGGAGAAGGGACACUCUUGCCCCUGUGGCGUUUCUCCUCAGAGAAAGCGAAGAAGAAGCAGGUCACAUGUAUCAAAUGGAAUCCUCGAUACAAUGACCUGUGCGCCGUUGGCUUUGGUUCUUACGAUUUCAUGCGGCAGGGCACCGGGGUCAUUUGCUGCUACUCGUUGAAGAACACACGAUUCCCCGAGUACGUGUUCAACACAGAUGCCGGUGUUUGCUGUCUGGAUUGGCAUCCUGCUCAUCCAGCUGUCUUGGCAGUCGGACUCUAUGACGGCACCGUCCUUGUCUAUGACGUGCGCGCAAAGACCAAGAAGCCCAUCUACCAAAGCACUGUUCGUACCAACAAGCACACGGAUCCAGUAUGGGAAGUGCGCUGGAAUGACGACGAAUCCACUGGAGCCAUGAAUUUUUAUUCCAUCUCCUCUGAUGGACGAGUGUCAAAUUGGUUCUUGUUGAAGAACAAGCUGGAGAGUGAAGAGGUCAUGGAGCUCAAGCUGAUCUCCGCUGCCGCGGGCGAGGAUGAGACAACUCUGGCAGGUCUUGCAGGAGGUCUUUGCUUUGACUUCCGCGGCGGCAAGGAGAACCACCUCUUCUUAGUUGGCACGGAAGAAGGACGCAUCCACAAAUGCUCCAAGGCUUUCUCUGGCCAGUACCUCGAGACCUAUGAGGGGCACACCAUGGCGGUCUACACCGUUCGCUGGAAUCCUUUUCAUGACAAGAUCUUCAUCUCAGGGUCGGCUGACUGGACGGUCAAGCUCUGGAAUCACGACAGCCGCCAGCCGAUCCUGUCCUUCGACUUAGCGCAGGCAAUCGGAGAUGUGGCCUGGGCGCCAUAUUCAUCCACCACCUUUGCCGCCAUCACGUCCGAAGGUGCAGGCGGCUCGACCAGCGGGGUGGUCCAUAUCUAUGACCUAAAUGUGGACCGCAACAACCGUGUGUGUGAGCAAAAGGUCGUGAAGCGCGCAAAGCUGACCCAUGUUGCCUUCAGCACCAGCGAGCCCAUCAUCAUCGUUGGUGAUGACCGCGGGGGCGUGAACACGCUGAAGCUGUCUCCGAACCUGAGGAUGGGAGUCGCUCGAACGGAGGACACCGACCCCAACCUCACGGACUGGGACCUUCAGAUCCAGAAGAUGGAGCACCUCAUGGAGAUGGUCACGGAGACGAAGGUGGGUGUGGCAGAGGGCACCAUGGCGCUCCUAGAGCAGGACGUGCCCUUCUUCUCGCAGUUGACCGUCCGGGAAACGAUAUGCUUCGCAGCGCAGUUGGAGGGCAUGUCCACCAGCACGGCGGCAAGGGAAGCAGCCACCCUUCUGAAGAGGCUGAGGCUUGAGGCAGUGGCUGAUCGGCGAGUCGGCGAGCGCUACAUCGGCAGCUCAGGUCAGGGCUUGUCUGGCGGCGAACAGCGCCGCCUGGCGCUUGGCUGUGCGCUCGCCGGGGAGGGCGGAACGCAGAAGUCCAAAGCUCUGCUGGCAGACGAGCCCACAACUGGUCUGGACACCUUUCAGGCUGCGGACAUGGUUCAGCUUCUAUCAGAGCUUGGCAAGGCUCGUCGGUGCGCGACGAUCCUGACAAUCCAUCAACCCAGAUCGUCUGUCUGGAGCAUGAUUGAGGACGUGUUGCUUUUGGCGCCUGGGGGUCGACCUAUCUUCUGUGGUGCCACAGAGGAGGCCCUCCGCCAUCUCGAAGCUCUGGGACACAAGUGCCCUCGCGAGGGGGUAAAUCCUGCUGAUUUCUUGAUUGACUUAAUCUCGGUGCACACUGGUGGUCCAGAAGCCGAACAAGACCGCGAGAGAAUAGGAAGGCUGGCGGAUGCCAUGGUUGGCACAGAGGAGGUGGCCGUUGAAGGGAAGAGUGCCUCUUCCCCUGGUGUUUCGCGACUCGGUGGCUUUGAUGGUUUUUGCCUCCUUCUUCGAAGAGCCUGGCUUCAGACCUCCCGAGACAAGGUGACGAACCUCUCCCGUCUGCUGGCCACAGCCGGACUAGGUCUGAUCUUUGGCGCCCAGUUCGGCUACUUCGGGGAUGAGAUGUCUGCAGUGAGUGUCACCUCACGUGUUGGAUUGCUCUCCUUCGGCUCGAUAUCCAUGGCUUUCAUCGGCGAGAUGAGAGCCUUGGAUCAGUUCGCUAAAGAGAAGAAAGUCGUCGGGCGAGAGCGUGCUGCUGGCUACUACAGCGGUUUGACGUAUCUCUUUGCCAAAGCGGUGGCUGAGCUGCCGUCAGAUGGACUGUUUGCAUGCUUCUUCGCAUUGAUGGUGCACGCCCGCUGUGGUCUCCGCACGCCUUUGGUAGCUUUGGCAGCUGUCUAUUCCCUCGUCGCGCUCGUCUGUGCAUCCCUUGGGCUCGCGAUAGGAGCAGCUAUUCCCAAUGGGGAGCGAGCGAUGACUGCCGGCAUUCCCAUCAUGACGGUGCACAUGCUGACUGGCGUCAUUGACCCAGCCGGUGGCGCUGCAGGCUCAUGGCAGCGUGACCGGGACACUUUUGUUAGCAUGAAGACUCCUCCCCUUGGCGCGGCAGCCUCGCCCAGCGCUUCAAUGAUCGCCCUGUUGAGACCUGAGUCCUCAGCUCUUGGGGUGUUUGACAUGGCUCGGAUGAGAAGGGUUCUGAGGCGAAGCAUCUCGCCCAUCCGCUAUGCCAUCGAGGCUGACUUUGACUCUCGGGUUGAAAGCCGCAAGUCCUACAGUGCACGAGACCCCCAGCGCCGGACGAGCGUCAUGGCGGGCAACUUUAACCUCCAGCGGAUCCUGGGGAAUAUGCCAGGCAUGGCAGGCGGUGGCCAGCAGCCGCAGGAAGAUGCGUCGUUGACUGACACCGCUGAGCAGGUCUACAUCUCCUCACUGGCAUUGCUGAAGAUGCUUAAGCAUGGCCGGGCUGGAGUUCCAAUGGAGGUUAUGGGCCUCAUGCUGGGAGAGUUCAUCGAUGACUACACAGCCACAUGGACCAGUGGAAAUGGAGUUCGCGUCGUGGACGUCUUUUCGAUGCCUCAGUCAGGCAACAGCGUGAGCGUCGAGGCAGUAGACCCCGUGUUCCAAGCGAAGAUGCUGGACAUGCUUAAGCAGACAGGAAGGCCGGAGAUGGUGGUCGGUUGGUACCACUCUCACCCCGGCUUUGGGUGCUGGUUCUCGGGCACGGACAUCAACACCCAGCAGAGUUUCGAGCAGCUGAAUCCACGGGCCGUGGGUGUGGUGGUGGACCCGAUCCAGUCCGUGAAGGGGAAGGUGGUGAUCGACUGCUUCAGGCUCAUCAACCAUCAGAUGCUGAUGCUGGGGCAGGAGCCGAGGCAGACAACGUCCAAUAUUGGGCACCUGAACAAGCCCAGCAUCACAGCCUUGAUCCAUGGCCUGAACCGUCACUACUACUCCAUCGCCAUCAACUACCGAAAAAAUGACCUGGAGCAGAAGAUGCUCCUAAACCUAGGCAAGAAGAAGUGGCAGGAUGGUCUGAAGCUCACCAACUUCGACACGCAUGAAGGUGAUAAUGAGAAGACGGUGAAAGAGAUGCUAGACCUCACUGAGAAGUACAACAAAGUCAUUCAGGAAGAGUUCAAAAGCACCGAAGACGAGUUCGUAGUCAACCAGGCCACUGCAUCCUAG
Symbiodinium natans is the source of this 4413-nucleotide messenger RNA. NCBI's taxonomy places the organism in Eukaryota, Dinophyceae, Suessiales, Symbiodiniaceae. The record is from the annotation of a GenBank genome assembly.